UUCCCAGCAUGCCGAGGUCACCGCGCCCAGAACCGACGUUCUACCACCUUCCCACCUCGAUCUCAGGCCCCCCAAAAUGGCGAAUGAGGCUGCGGGGACGCCCUGAACAGCGGAGGCGAACGUGCCGAGCCGCCGCGGCCCUUACAGUCCGGAACCUGAGUGGGCCUUGCCGUAGGGAUCAUGCACUUUUCCAUUCCUGAAACCGAGUCCCGCAGCGGGGACAGCGGCGGCUCCGCCUACGUGGCUUAUAACAUUCACGUGAAUGGAGUCCUGCACUGUCGGGUUCGCUACAGCCAGCUUCUGGGGCUGCACGAGCAGCUUCGGAAGGAGUAUGGGGCAAAUGUGCUUCCUGCAUUCCCCCCAAAGAAGCUUUUCUCUCUGACACCUGCAGAGGUAGAACAGAGGAGAGAGCAGUUAGAGAAGUACAUGCAAGCUGUUCGGCAAGACCCAUUGCUUGGGAGCAGUGAGACCUUCAAUAGUUUCCUGCGUCGGGCACAGCAGGAGACACAGCAGGUCCCCACAGAGGAGGUCUCCUUGGAAGUGCUGCUCAGCAAUGGGCAGAAAGUUUUGGUCAAUGUGCUAACUUCGGAUCAGACUGAGGAUGUCCUGGAGGCUGUAGCUGCAAAGCUGGAUCUUCCAGAUGACUUGAUCGGAUACUUCAGUCUCUUCCUUGUUAGAGAAAAAGAGGAUGGAGCCUUUUCUUUUGUACGGAAGUUGCAAGAGUUUGAGCUGCCUUAUGUGUCUGUUACCAGUCUUCGGAGUCAAGAGUAUAAGAUUGUGCUAAGGAAGAGCUUAGCCCCAUUACCCCUUUCCACCCCUUGGCCUCGCAGUUAUUGGGACUCUGCCUAUGAUGACGAUGUCAUGGAGAACCGGGUUGGCCUGAACCUGCUUUAUGCUCAGACUGUAUCAGACAUUGAGCGUGGGUGGAUCCUGGUCACUAAAGAGCAGCACCGACAGCUCAAAUCUCUACAAGAGAAGGUCUCCAAGAAGGAGUUCCUGCGUCUGGCCCAAACUCUGCGCCACUAUGGCUACCUGCGCUUUGAUGCUUGUGUGGCUGACUUCCCAGAGAAGGACUGUCCUGUGGUGGUGAGUGCAGGCAACAGUGAGCUCAGCCUUCAGCUCCGCCUGCCUGGCCAGCAGCUUCGUGAAGGCUCCUUCCGGGUCACCCGCAUGCGAUGUUGGCGGGUCACCUCCUCUGUGCCGCUGCCCAGCGGAAGUACGAAUAGCCCAGGCCGGGGCCGCGGUGAGGUGCGCCUGGAACUGGCUUUUGAAUACCUCAUGAGCAAGGACCGGCUACAGUGGGUCACCAUCACCAGCCCCCAGGCUAUCAUGAUGAGCAUCUGCUUGCAGUCCAUGGUAGAUGAACUGAUGGUGAAGAAAUCAGGGGGCAGUAUAAGGAAGAUGCUGCGCAGGCGCAUGGGAGGUACCCUGAGACGCUCAGACAGCCAGCAAGCAGUGAAGUCUCCACCACUGCUUGAGUCACCUGAUGCCAGCCGGGAGUCCAUGGUCAAACUCUCAAGUAAGCUGAGUGCUGUGAGCUUGCGGGGAAUUGGCAGUCCCAGCACAGAUGCCAGUGCCAGUGAUGUCCACGGCAAUUUCGCCUUCGAGGGCAUUGGAGAUGAGGAUCUGUAAUUCCCACUGCUUGGAUGUCCACCCUCUACCCCAGAGGAAUUUACAGAAACUUGCCCUGUGCCUGUAGCCCCCAAGCUAGGGGGAGUCUUUUCCUUCUCUCUUCCUACCGAACCACCCCUUUUCUCCUCUUGGCCAGGGGCCACCUAACCCACCUCCCUCUCACCCUGGGCUGGCUGCACAAAGAAUCACCCCCUUUUUCACAGCUGGCCCUCAAUGCCAAAUUAACAUUUAGUAUUUUGCACAAAGUCUAAGGGACCAUGGGUACCUGCCUUGGGGAGGAACCACAGCUCCCCCCUGGGCUGCUUCUGGCUUCUGGGGGCCAUGGGCAAGGGGAUGGGCAGGUCUGUGUAUGGUCUGGCCCAGUUCCCCAUCAUUAAACUCAGCCUGACUGCUGCC
Chinchilla lanigera (long-tailed chinchilla) is the source of this 2028-nucleotide messenger RNA. It is a transcript of the gene Snx17, whose product is annotated as sorting nexin 17. Gene Ontology annotation, molecular function: phosphatidylinositol binding. Lineage: Eukaryota; Metazoa; Chordata; Mammalia; Rodentia; Chinchillidae. The transcript is spliced from 15 exons. Bases 181 to 1632 code for a protein of 483 amino acids. The record is from RefSeq and is a predicted model, not a curated record. Gene Ontology annotation, cellular component: early endosome. Gene Ontology annotation, biological process: signal transduction; intracellular protein transport.